AUAUCUGAUGACAGGAUGUGGUUAUGUUCUUUCUGCUGAAAUGUUAUUAUAUAGAAACUCUAAUCUCUGACCUCUACAUCAAGCUCAGAUACAGUUGCUUGUAGCAGUAAAUACAGAGUUUGUAAUGUUGAUGCAAAGUAAAACUGGCUAUUGUUUGAUGUAAAUAUGAUUUUAUAGUCAUUCUCUUGAACAUUUAGGCUACUUUCUGUAACUGUACCUAACAGUGUUUUAGAAAAUCCUCUUAAAUAUAUUUUAUUUAACUGUGACUUUAAUGUCUUAUAGUUGAAUUCUUAAGUGUGUGAUUGCUUUGAUCUGUGUACAUCAGGCCAGCUUAUGACCACUUCUUCUGCUUCUAUUUUGUUUGAAACCUCCCCGACUCUCAGUUAUUUUUUUCUGUGCUUACUGUUGAAGACACAGUUUGACAGAUGAGAAGAGGAAACAGAGGUUGUUCCUCUCCCCACAGAGAUGGUUGGUGGACGACGUUAUUGUAGCUUGGCACACAGCAUUGUGCUGCUGCUCUGGGUCUGUCUUCGUUAUGUGGAGACUUCCAGUGGAAAACGCGUCAUUCACACAAAAGUUGGAGAUACUGUGGAGCUUUCGUCAGGCUUACCAACUGAAGGUGUGACUGCAGCAACGUGGAGAUAUGGACGAAUAACAGUUGCAGAGAAAGAUGAGGGUGUUUCUAAAGACUCUCCAUUUAAGGACAGAUCAGAGCUGAACCCUGAAGACUUUACUUUAACAGUGAGAAAACUGACUCUUCAAGAUUCUGGUGAUUUCAUUUUUGUCUCAGAGGUGAAUGAUGAGCAAAGGCCUUCAGUCACCAUCACUCUGCAAGUUCAUGAGCCCAUAACUAAACACCCUGUCAUAAAAAUCAAUUCUGCCUGGGAGGCUUGUAAUGAAUCAUGUAAAGUUCUGCUGGAGUGCAGCACAACUGGUGAUGUCAGCUACAAGUGGACUGUAGGAAAACAAACACUAACUGGUCCCAGUCAACAAUACAUCAUCAGGGAGCAGGAUGGAGAGACUAAUGUCACCUGCACAGUUUCCAAUCAUGUCAGUGAGAAGUCUGCAUUUCAAACAGUGCAGUGCAGCAAAGAUCAUUCACACAGAAAAGAAACAGACUGCAGAUCCUCUUCUGUUGUCAUGUUCAUUGCUGGACUGUUUACUGGAGUAUUGAUCACUGUUCUGUUGCUCUUUCUGCUUUACUGCAUAAAGUCAAAGGGUCUAUGUCACAAAAGGCUCACACAGUCUGAAACAAUCAACCAGGAAGAAAAUCAACAACAUGUGUACUCGGCUCUUUCCCACGGUGAUCGUUGUGUUUAUGAGACAGUGAGAGGCUCUGAAGAUGCUGGACCAGCUGGAUCACAAAUACAGUCCAUCAAAUCAGACUAGAGGAGCUACAACAUUUAAGAUGUCCAAGAACAUGUUCUAAAAUGUAUUUUUUCAGGAUUGUAUUUUACACACUUUAUUUUAAAUGCCUAUAUUAUGUUUAGCAAGUCAUUUAUGAAUAAGACAUGUAUUGUCUGAUCUGUUGGGUUUAUAUUUUAUUAUUGUCAUUUGUAUUAAGAAACAUGUAAUCAUUUGUGUUUAGAAGUAUAUAGUUGAUGGCAUAUUGAAAGAAUGUCUCAUCCU
Molecule: messenger RNA, 1629 nt
Organism: Oreochromis aureus
Lineage: Eukaryota; Metazoa; Chordata; Actinopteri; Cichliformes; Cichlidae
Exons: 8
Coding region: 466-1389 (307 amino acids)
Source: RefSeq, a predicted model, not a curated record